Molecule: messenger RNA, 1647 nt
Organism: Erpetoichthys calabaricus (reedfish)
Lineage: Eukaryota; Metazoa; Chordata; Cladistia; Polypteriformes; Polypteridae
Product: collagen alpha-1(XXV) chain
Exons: 26
Coding region: 10-1296 (428 amino acids)
Source: RefSeq, a predicted model, not a curated record
CUGGAUGGGAUGCCAGGUGCUAAGGGUGAAAUGGGAGAUCAAGGUCAAAAGGGUGAUUCAGGAGAGCCAGGACCAAAAGGUGACCCCGGAGCAACGGGGGAUGCAGGGUCAUCUGCCGCCGGGAUAAAGGGUGAACCCGGAGAACCUGGCAGAGCUGGACAAAAGGGGGAACCAGGGCUUCCUGGGCUGCCUGGACUGCCGGGGAUAAAGGGUGAACCAGGCUUCUUGGGUCCUCAAGGAGAACCUGGACUUCCAGGAUUACCAGGAACAAAGGGUGAAAGGGGUGAAGCGGGUCCACCUGGCAAAGGAGAGCGAGGAGAUCCAGGCGUCAUGGGACCCAAGGGUGCAACAGGGGAGGCUGGAGCCACUGGCCCAAAAGGAUCAAAGGGUGACAUGGGAGAGAGGGGAGAAUCUGGACCCAUGGGACCCAGGGGCCCACCAGGACAAAAAGGCGAUCAAGGAACGACAGAAAUCAUCGACUAUAAUGGAAAUAUUCAUGAAGCUCUGCAGAGGAUUACUACCCUAACGGUGACGGGACCACCAGGACCACCUGGCCCAGCAGGACCCCAAGGCAUAAAGGGGGAGCCAGGAUCUCAAGGGUCUCCUGGGCUGGAUGGCGAGACGGGUCUCAAAGGCUCCAAGGGAGAUAUGGGUAUGCCAGGAAUUUCAGGAGACAAGGGUGGUAUGGGCCUUCCUGGAUUACCAGGUGCAAAUGGGGCCAAAGGAGAAAAGGGAGACCCCGGCUUGCCUGGUCCUCAGGGUCAGUCUAUUGUUGGUCCCCCUGGAGCUCCUGGCCCCCAUGGCCCCCCUGGUCCAAUGGGUCCUCAUGGUUUUCCGGGGCCGAAGGGUGAACCAGGGUUGCAUGGCGUUAAAGGAGGGAAAGGUGAGCCAGGGCAAAAGGGUGACAGAGGACCCCUCGGCCUUCCCGGAGCAUCUGGCUUAGAUGGAAAGCCAGGACCCCGGGGAAUGGAUGGUCCGGUUGGUCCCCCUGGUCCAGCAGGUCCCAAAGGUGACAGGGGUGAACGAGGACUCGCUGGUGAGCCGGGGCCCAGAGGACCUUAUGGAUUGCCGGGUACAGAGGGGACCCCAGGACUGGAUGGUUUGCCAGGAGCCAAAGGAGAUAAAGGAGACCCCGGUGAACGAGGAGAGAAGGGGGAAAAGGGCAAGAAAGGCAAAAAAGGGCCAAAGGGGGAGAAAGGAGAACAGGGGGCCCCUGGAUUAGAUGCACCCUGCCCAUUGGGUCCCGAUGGAUUACCGAUGCCCGGUUGCUGGCAGAAGGUGAGUGUGAUGGGGUGACUGUUAUGGGGUUAGGGGGAAUGACCAGGGCUUUUGGUGUGUCAGUGAUGAUGGGAAACCAAACCGGUAACGUCGACACUAUUGUUGUCACUGGUGGUCUCACGUAUAAAACUUGUUGAUGUUCAGAAACGUAUGUAAGCCAUACAUGUAGUGAUUUGAUAGGACGAAGAAGAAGAAGAUGACAUUGCAUUGAUAUGGCGCUUUACAUAGAAAGAAUGGAGCCACUUCAAUCAGCACCAACGUGCAACACCACCUGGUUGAUGUAACAGCAGCCAUUUUGUGCCAGUAAGCUCACCACACAUUAGUCAUUAGGUGGUGAUGGGGUCCAAGAGAGAGAGAGACAGAUAGACA